GUUCGAGUUGUGUAUUUGCGUAAUAAUAGACCGAGACGAGAAAGGACACGCCCACAAUCCCUCGUUCAGUGCCGAGCUCUGUGCCGUACGUGUCGACCAAAUUUCAAAGAGAAAUUUGUACACAAAUCUGUCACAAUUCGGACCUAAUUUCGCCUCAGAUUAACAGAUAUUUAGAUCUCUUUGGAACACUAAAAGUCAUUCAAUUGGGGUUUUUUAAUAUGCUGAUUCAGACGAGUCGUUAUACCAAGACCACCCUGGCUGGGGGGCAGAGAAAGAAGCAAGGUCCAAAGCCAGAGCUUACAGAAGAACAAAAACAAGAGAUUCAAGAGGCUUUUGAUCUAUUUGAUACAGAAGGAGCAGGCACAAUUGAUGCUAAGGAACUGAAGGUUGCUAUGAGAGCCCUUGGUUUUGAACCCAAGAAAGAAGAGAUUAAAAAGAUGAUUCAGGACAUUGAUAAAGAAGGUUCAGGAACGAUUGAUUUUAAUGACUUCUUACAACUCAUGACUGCCAAGAUGAGUGAAAAGGACUCUAAGGAGGAGAUCUUGAAAGCAUUCAAGCUCUUUGAUGACGAUGAGACGGGCAAGAUCUCUUUCAAGAAUCUCAAAAGGGUAGCUAAAGAACUAGGUGAAAACCUCACAGAUGAAGAGCUACAGGAAAUGAUAGAUGAGGCAGACCGAGAUGGCGAUGGUGAAAUCAACGAGCAAGAAUUCCUCAGGAUAAUGAAGAAGACAAGUUUAUAUUGAUGACACAAGGAUCCUUCAAGCGCUGUAAAUAUUGUAAAUAUCAAUUCAAGGUUAUAUUUGUACAGGGCUCAAUAUUGAUUGAGGGCUACUCUGGCCUUUACUAAAUAAUUUCAAUGUGAUAACUUGAGUAGAAUAAAAAAAAAAUUGUGAUUUUCUUUUUUUCAAAAUAUGAUGAAAAAUAAAAAAAGUCAAUUCAUUUAAAGGUUUAUGUUAUUUCAGUGAAAAAAAAAAUUGUUAUAAAUAUGCAAUGAGUGAGAAAAUCAUGUCAUCUCCUUGUUGAUGUCGUAUGAAGUUACACAAUUUUCGUAAUUUUCUCUUCUAUAUAUGACCUCAUUUAAAGUGCUUGAAAUCAUUGCUACAUGACAUGGGAGAUACAUGUAUUUUUCAUUGCAGAUGAAUGAAAAUGAAUUAAUCAAGAUUAUGUAUCAGGAAACAAAAACAGAAAAGGGGGACUUGACAUUUGAUCACUCAUGGUAUAUAUUCAUGAUGACAUGCACAAAACUAUUUUAUUGAAAUAAUUCAAAACUUGAAAAUUCCACAACUUUUAUUUUUAUUCUAAGACUUAUGAAAAUUUGAGUGUUUUGCUUGUUAAAUUUCACUUUAUUUAUUAAACUCGUCAAUUUCAGAUUGGAGUACCCCAUCAUAAGGUCUCGGUCAAAGAGCGCUGAAAUUCUCUCAAAAGAGUACCGUAAUUAACCUUUAUAUUGUUAUUUAUAAAAGGAAAACUGUUUUGAAAGUUCAGCGCAAUUUGCAAUGAAAAACACAAUACCAGUACUUAUUUCUGAAUUAGCCAUAAAUCUGAUCAAAAUUGACAACUUUUUAUCCAUCUUCAAACUUCUCUCCUCUUAGCUUGAUGAUCAGUCAUCAAAACUUUUUAAAAACUUAUUUAUGACAUUAAUGAUUUCUUCCAUUUAAGAGUGUAGUGAGGCAUUAUUGCAAUAAUGGAUAAUUGAUAUUCAGAUGCAUUAGUGACAAUUUUUAUCAGAUUUUCAUUUUUCUUAUUUUUUUUUCUUUUUCAAUUGGAGAUGUAAUGAGGUGUGGCAUGAAACAUAUUUUGCUCAGGUCCAUCUCCUUUUCCAUUUCAUUUGUUAUAAACAUCUUAAUAUCAAGGUGAAUUUCCCCCAUUAAUUCACUAAAUUUCUUGCAUAGGAUGUGUAACCUUUUGAUACAAUUGAUAGACAUUUAAAUGACCAAUCUUUGAAUAUUGAAUGCUGACCUCUUUACAAAGUGUAGCUCUGGAACUGGAAUAUGUUGCAGAAAACUUAAAUUUAUUGUAACUUUGCCACCAUUGGCAAGCAAGUGCCAUGAUAACAGGCCUCACCAUGAAAAUAAGGUUUCCAUGGAAAUUACCCUCAAUUGCAAAGUUCCUAUAAGAGUGAGUUCUAUAUUUGAGAGUUGGCUGUUUUUAAAUCUAAAAAAAGGUUAGUGCACUCUAAUCUGUAUUGAAGAGUUUUCUUUGUUAAUGUUGAGCCCUGUUCAUUUUACUAAAGCACUAAGAUGUCUUUGUAAAUUGUGUGUAUACUUGUACUUAGGAACUAUGGAGUUUAUAUGAAUUUUUUUUAAAGUUUGCAUCAUAAAUUAAUUAUGAACCGUCCUUAAUGCACCAUAUAGAUAUUCUAUAUUUACAUCACACGUUGACAUUUGAUUUUUCGAGACAAAAUUUCAGAAGAGAAUUUGUGAAAAUUUGAUGUUUUUCCUAAUUCUAAAUUGAACAAUAGGUAAUUGUGGUGUGAUAUACCGGUAUUCUAAAAGAAAUUGUUCUGUGUACAUGAACACAGUUGAUUUAGUGAUACGAUUUUCUUCUUCCAAACUUCAGUCUUAUAAAUCAGUUGUUAAUUCUCUUUAUAAAUGACAGUAUAUGGGGUUCACUCUGCCGCAAUCUUUUUAUAGUUUUGCUUCAUGUAUUUUUUUUCUUCCUAAUUUGACCUGUAUGUAUGCAAAUAAUCUGAAACAGAAUUAUCUAAAUCUCAGUCAAUAUUUCUCUAUAGGACUCAAUGUAAUUUGGUCAUGGGGAAUGUAUGCAGCAGAGAAUAUGAGGAUUCAUGAACACUCAUAACCCUUCAGGUUUCAUCACAAAUGAUAAUUGUAUCAAAUGUAUUGUAAUAUAUAUAUAACACAGUACUCUAUUGGUCAGACCAUGCUAAUGGGACUCUGCACUGCUCGUUCCAUCUUGUGAUGUUAUAAUAUUGAACUUGAAAAUCCCAGUAAACAGUCUAUGUAAACCAUUAAUUGAGAAAUACCUUGUAACUAUUAUCCUGUAAAUGUUAGAAGCAGAUACUGUACAUGUGCAUUUUUUUAAUUGUGUCCCUUUCUAUAUUGACUAUUAUUGUUUAUAAGCAUUCCAGAUAUUUAUUGACUUUCAUUUGUAUUCAUGAGUGGUAAGUGAAAACAUAAGUUAGGACUGAAUGUACAUGUUGUGAAUGUAAUAAAUACCAGUCGUGUGAUUUGAAAUGUAA
Molecule: messenger RNA, 3199 nt
Organism: Lytechinus pictus (painted urchin)
Lineage: Eukaryota; Metazoa; Echinodermata; Echinoidea; Temnopleuroida; Toxopneustidae
Exons: 5
Coding region: 219-743 (174 amino acids)
Biological process (GO): centriole replication; mitotic cell cycle
Cellular component (GO): centrosome; centriole
Molecular function (GO): calcium ion binding
Source: RefSeq, a predicted model, not a curated record